Messenger RNA from Oldenlandia corymbosa var. corymbosa, 2721 nucleotides. Lineage: Eukaryota; Viridiplantae; Streptophyta; Magnoliopsida; Gentianales; Rubiaceae. The record is from the annotation of a GenBank genome assembly.
CCCCACAAAUAGUAAGCGACUCAUUGUAAGAUACUAUUAUACCUUGCAAGUAUAGUGUGUGUAGUCGACCACUAUAUAUAGAGCUCCAUAUUCAAUCCUCUUGAAUACUCAAAAUUGAGUUCAUUUUCCAUUGUACAAAACAAAUUGGGUGGUGGCUAGUGAAAGUCAACUGAUUAUCCCUAGCUUCUUCUCUAUUUUGUUCUGAAAAAAAAAAAAAAAAGAAUAAGAAGAAGAAUACUAAUGGAGCCAUCACCAGCAAGGGUGGCAGUGCCACAAAAAUCUCCUCCUCCUCCUCCAAGUAGAGGUACCAAAAAUGUUAUCCAAGCCACCAUAAUGGCACUUGUUCUUAUAGUCAGUGUUGGAUACAUUUUCUUGUGGAUCAUGCUUCCAACAAACCUCUACCGGAAACAAUGGCUUCCAAAGAUUCAAGCUAAGGCUAACUCAACUUACUUCGGAACUCAAGGGACAAACUUGUUGAUGUACACAUUUCCUGUACUCUUUGUUGCUGUGUUGGGUUGUGUUUAUCUCCAUUUGAGAAAGAAGAGUAACAUCAACGGCUACCAUCAUUCCAACGGUGAGAAAAAUGCAUUAGCAGCAUGGAAGAGGCCGAUCAUCGUCAAAGGACUGGGAAUUGUGUCUCGAAUCGAAUUAGCUUUUCUGGUGAUGUUCGUUGCUCUUAUUGUCUGGUAUUUCUGGGUUUCAUUGAGCAUCAGUUUCCAAAAAAUCACCCCAAAAUCAGCUGCAAAAGAUGGGGAGAAUGUGUGGCAAGCUAAGCUGGAUACAUCGGCGUUAAGGCUGGGGAUCGCCGGCAACAUAUGCCUGGCGUUUCUGUUCUUCCCGGUGGCGCGUGGAUCGUCGGUGCUGCAACUGUUUGGGUUGACGUCGGAAGCCAGUAUCAAGUACCAUAUAUGGGUUGGCCACAUUACCAUGGCGCUCUUCACUGCUCAUGGUGUUUGCUACAUCAUCCUCUGGGCUGUUAUCCACGAAUUAUCCGCGAUGUUGGAAUGGGCAAAAACAGGAGUAUCAAAUUUGGCAGGAGAAAUCUCACUGUUAGCAGGAUUAGCUUUGUGGGCUACAACGUUUCCUGGCAUCCGGAGAAAAUUUUUCGAGCUCUUUUUCUACACUCAUCAUUUCUAUAUCAUCUUCAUGCUCUUCUUCGUCCUUCAUGCGGGAUUAGGCCAUUUUACCUAUUGCCUUCCUGCUUUCUUCAUCUUCAUGGUCGAUCGAUUCUUGAGGUUCUUGCAAUCUGGACAAAAUGUUCGCCUUGUUUCCGCUCGAAUCCUCCCUUGUGAAACCCUCGAGCUCAAUUUUUCCAAGACGCCUGGUCUUACUUAUACUCCCACGAGUAUUAUGUUCUUGAAUGUGCCAAGCAUUUCAAAGUUGCAAUGGCAUCCUUUUACAAUUAGCUCAAGCAGUAACUUGGAGCCUGAAAAGCUUAGUGUUAUCAUCAAAGGAGAAGGGAGUUGGACUAAGAAAUUGCACCAACUACUUUCAUCUCCUUCUGCAGUUGAUCAUCUUGCUGUGUCAGUUGAAGGGCCCUAUGGACCGGUUUCAACUGAUUUUCUAAGGCAUGAUUUGCUAGUUAUGGUGAGUGGAGGCAGUGGAAUCACACCUUUCGUAUCAAUAAUUCGUGAAUUAAUCCACACAAGUGAAACAUUACGAUGCAAAACUCCCUCAAUUCUCCUCAUCUCUGCAUUCAAAGAUUCCUCAGAUUUGACAAUGCUAAAUCUCAUCCUCCCCAUUGUUAACUCCCCAUCCCAAAUUUCCAACCUUGACCUACAAAUCGAAGCCUACGUGACAAGAGAAAAACAACCCAGCUCAUCAGAAGCCAAGAAAAAUAUAAACACAAUCUGGUUCAAACCAAAGCCAUCUGAUUCCCCAAUAUCACCAAUUCUAGGCAAAAACAGUUGGCUCUGGCUCGGCGCGAUUAUAUCCGCAUCCUUCGUGAUGUACCUUAUUUUAAUUGGGAUUAUUACGAGAUACUACAUUUAUCCCAUUGACCAUGGCACGAAUAAGAUCUACUCGAGCGCGGCUAGGGAAAUGUUGAAUUUGUUGUUCUUGUGUAUCUCCAUAGUUGUCGUGGCGACGGGGGUUUUCUUGUGGAACAAGAAACAAAAUGCAAUGGAAAACAAGCAGAUUCAGAACUUGGAAGGUGCAACUCCAGCAGCCUCACCUAAUUCAUGGUUCUACAAUGCUGAUAGAGAACUAGAAAGCUUGCCCCAACAAUCAAUUGUUUUGGCUACAAAUGUGCACUAUGGUGAAAGGCCUGACCUCAAGAGGAUUCUGUUUGAGCGAAAAGAAACAAGCGUUGGAGUUUUAGUUUGCGGGCCGAAGAAAAUGAGACACGAAGUUGCCAAUAUUUGUUCAUCUGGUUUAGGUGCCAAUCUGCAUUUUGAGUCCAUUAGUUUCAGCUGGUGAAAGUAAUUAAUGGACCCGAGUGUUUUGAAUUCUUCAUAUUGGGUUUCGAUUCGUAAUAGCUCCCUCCUUUGCAAGAGAUAGGAUUAUGCUGUUAGCAAUUCGAAUUGUAAAUUUUAAAUGUAUACGUGGAAUUGUGUGACAAGAAACUGUGAUAUACGUCCUCUAGAAAUUGUGUUAUAUGAUUUAUAUAAGUUUAUAUAAUGAUGGCUAUUAUGAAUCGGUGACAACCUACUGUCUCUUCUCACAUCUAUUUUAUAAUUGUAGCUUUUUACAUAUUUUUUAAUUUUUAUUUUUGUCAUGGAA